CCCUCCCCCCACCCCGAGAGGGGGCGGGGCGGCCCGGGAAGGUGGCGGAGAGGGAGCUCCCGGCGCCUCCGCGCUCGCUCCCGCCGGGGACUCACGGCGCGGCCGAGGCGGGGCGGCGCCCUCCGGCAGCGAGCGCGGCUCUCCUCCGGGACCUGCGCCGGCGCGGGAGGGGCGCGCGGGGAGGGCAGAGCGCGCGGGCGGGAAGGGGCGGGGAGCGCGCUCCUGCGGCGGCGGCGGCGGCGGCGGCGGCGGCUGUCCUCAUCCCGGCGGCCCAGCGCUCGAGUGGACGCGGGGCUUCGCAAAUGGCUUGUCCCGCUCUCGGUCUGGAAGCUCUUCAGCCCCUGCAGCCCGAACCGCCCCCCGAGCCCGCCUUCUCCGAGGCGCAGAAGUGGAUCGAGCAAGUAACCGGCAGAAGUUUUGGUGAUAAAGAUUUUCGGACUGGGUUAGAAAAUGGAAUUCUUCUCUGCGAGUUGCUGAAUGCUAUAAAGCCAGGACUUGUUAAAAAGAUCAAUAGAUUGCCUACCCCCAUUGCAGGAUUGCUGAAUCAUGAAAUUAAAAGUUCCCCUUAUGAAAUCAAAAUGGUCGCUGCUGAGAGUCUUCCAGAGACCUCUAUUUUGCCUGCGUUGGGCAGUAGGAGAUACAAAUGUGAGGACAAUAUCAUCUUAUUCUUGAGAGGCUGUAAAGAGCUGGGUCUUAAAGAAUCUCAACUUUUUGACCCGAGUGACCUACAGGAUACGUCCAACAGAGUAACAAUCAAGAGCCUUGAUUAUAGUAGGAAGCUGAAAAAUGUGUUGGUGACCAUUUACUGGCUGGGAAAAGCAGCCAACAGCUGUGCAUCGUAUAGUGGAACGACACUGAACCUGAAGGAGUUCGAAGGCUUGCUGGCUCAGAUGAGAAAGGAGACGGAUGACAUUGAGAGUCCUAAACGUAGCAUCCGAGACAGUGGCUACAUUGAUUGCUGGGACUCGGAGCGCAGCGACUCCCUCUCUCCCCCUCGGCACGGCAGAGAUGAUUCCUUCGACAGCCUGGACUCCUUCGGCUCCCGUUCCCGGCAGACGCCUUCGCCAGAUGUAGUCCUCAGGGGAAGCAGCGAUGGGAGAGGAAGUGACUCUGAAUCUGACUUGCCACAUCGGAAGUUGCCAGAUGUGAAGAAGGAUGACAUGUCUGCGAGGCGGACUUCCCAUGGUGAGCCGAAAUCAGCCGUGCCUUUUAACCAGUACCUCCCGAACAAAAGCAAUCAGACGGCAUAUGUCCCCGCUCCUCUGAGAAAGAAGAAAGCAGAGCGAGAGGAAUAUCGGAAGAGCUGGAGUACCGCCACCUCCCCCCUGGGUGGGGAGAGGCCUUUCAGCUAUCCUGAAACAAUAGAGGAAGAGGGAAGUGAAGUGGGGUCUUGUGAAGAGGACCCCGUCGUCCAGAUGGAUCCUGGUGGGAAGUCUUCUGAUGGUGGGUUAGAGUUACCCACUAGCAGUGGUAAGGAGCAGCCUUCUCCAGAGGCGGCUGUGGUGGCACCAGCUCCCAAUUCUGAAGAAAAAGAUGCUGCUGAGAUCCAAAAGCACAGAAGGCUAGAGCAAGCUGGAAUCAAGGUCAUGCCAGCAGCACAGCGCUUUGCCAGUCAAAAGCAAUUAAGUGAUGAGAAAGAAGCUGUUCGCGAUAUUAUCCUUCGCAAAGAAAACCCUUUCCUGACCCACCAACACGGCAAAGAUUCGGAGUCAGAAGAUGAAGCUGCACGUCGACUGCCUGAUCUUGAGAAAGAUGACUUUGCUGCAAGAAGAGCAAGGAUGAACCAGACCAAGCCAAUGGUGCCACUGAAUCAACUCCUCUAUGGGCCCUACCCAAAAAAAGAGGUGAAGAAAUCAGAUGGCAGCAGACAGCUCUCAAAGGGAACCUCAGAAAAGAAAAGUCUAGAAUAUAAAAGAAGUCAGGGCCAAACAGAAGAGGUGAAGUCGAUGGUGACCUGUAUUAUGCGGGCUCAGGAGAGUGAACCUGCGGAAGAGGGACUCAGGAAGGUGCCAGAUCUUUACAAGGAUGACCUGGCGCAGCGGAGAAUUCAGGGCAGCCUUGCCCCUCACCGUGAGGCCCCGAGCUUUGUCACAGUCUCCAAAAUAACAGAAGCCGACUUGGAGACGUGGGAGAGACUGAAAGUGUCAGGAAAGACGAGGGAUGGAGGUGUUGAGCACAUCUGUGCCCCUGAACCUUCACCAGAAAUUAAAGCAGAGACUGCCAUCCGUGAUGACUUUGCCAGCCGCAAAGCAAGGGCCUAUAAGACAGCUGCCAGCCCCAGGCAGAAGUUUGUGCACUUUGGACCAGUAACAGAGAUAGAUCAGCAGAAAUGGAAGCGUCUCAGCAUUGGCAAGGCCGGGCCUAGGGAGGAUGCAGAAGUCAUCAGUCAUGGCAGCAAGAUUCAACCUUACUCUGUGUCCUCCGCCGCAGCGGCCACGUCUAGCUUAGAGGAAGACCGAACACUUAAUUCACAAAAUGACCUCAGAAUAGUGACUUCUGGCAUAGAUGACUAUUGCAAAAGGGUCUCACGGCUGGCUCCUGUGCUGGAGUCCCAGGAGGAACAUGUCUGCAGUUUGGGCGAGGGCCCACCAGAGGAAGUUACAUGCAAACAGCUGCCACAGGACAGCAAAGAAGAGAAUGAAGGAGUUGCUCAAAGAGAUUCUGAGAUGCUGCCAAAGGCUGAGAGAUCUGAGGAGAGCAGCCAGCCACUUUCGUGUCCUCUGGCCUCUGAAUGGGAGGCUUCGGAGAAAGAAGAGAGCUCAGAGAAGGUGACAGCUCCUGCCUGGAGUGGCAGUGGACUAAGAGGCCAAAGAAAGUUGUAUGAUUCACAAAAAGAUGACAUGAUGGCCAGGAGAACUGGCAUGUCUUUUAGACACACUGGAUCCAACCCAAACCAGUUCCUUCCGGUUCCAUUUGCAAAGCGACAAGAUGUGGAAGAAUCUGCCAAAGUUCCACCAAUGAAAGAUAAGAGAUACGGUCUGAGAACUCCUGUGUCUGAUGACGCAGAGAGCACGAGUAUGUUUGACAUGCGGUGUGAGGAGGAGGCCGCGGUGCAGCCGCACAGCAGGGCCCGCCAGGAGCAGCUGCAGCUGAUAAAUAACCAGCUGCGGGAAGAGGACGACAAAUGGCAAGAUGACCUGGCUCGUUGGAAGAGCCGUAGAAGAAGUGCUUCUCAGGACUUAAUCAAGAAAGAGGAAGAAAGGAAAAAAAUGGAGAAAUUACUGGCUGGCGAGGAUGGGACAAGGGAACGAAGGAAAAGCAUCAAAACCUACAGAGAAAUUGUUCAAGAAAAAGAGCGGAGAGAGAGGGAGUUGCAUGAGGCGUAUAAGAACGCACGGUCCCAGGAGGAGGCUGAGGGGAUCCUUCAGCAGUACAUCGAGAGGUUCACCAUCAGUGAGGCUGUUCUUGAACGCUUGGAGAUGCCAAAAAUUCUGGAAAGAAGCCAUUCAACAGAGCCAAACUUAUCCUCCUUCGUGGACGACCCCAACCCCAUGAAAUACCUGCGGCAACAGUCACUGCCUCCACCUAAAUUCACUGCCACUGUGGAAACCACCAUCACUCGUCCCAGCGUUCUGGAUACCAGCAUGUCAGCAGGCAGUGGGUCUCCAAGCAAAACUGUAACUCCCAAAGCAGUGCCUAUGCUGACGCCCAAGCCUUACUCCCAGCCCAAAAACUCUCAAGAGGUUCUGAAGACCUUUAAGGUAGAUGGGAAAUUCAACAUGAAUGGAGAAAUGGUUCAUGGCGAUGAGGAGGAGAAGGAAAGAGAGUGUCCCACAGUGGAGCUGGCCCCCUCGUUAACCAAAUCCCAGAUGUUUGAAGGUGUGGCCAAAGUGCAUGGGUCCCCCGUGGAGCUGAAACAAGACAGCAAUAGCAUCGAGAUCAACAUAAAGAAGCCAAAUUCUGUUCCCCAAGAACUGAUGGCAACCACUGAGGAAACUGAACUGAACAGUCAAGAAGAUGAGAAUGAUGGUGAAAAAACAGAAAAAGGGAAUACAGAACUUGCCUCAUCAGAGCCACAGCAUUUUACAACCACUGUGACUCGAUCCAGCCCGACUGUGGCCUUUGUGGAGUUUCCCUCCAGCCCCCAGCUGAAGAACGACGUGCCAGAAGAAAAAGACCAGAAGAAACUGGAAAAUGAAAUGAGCGGAAAGGUGGAAUUGGUGCUGUCACAAAAGGUGGUAAAGCCAAAAUCUCCAGAGCCAGAAGCAACCCUGACGUUUCCAUUUCUGGACAAAAUGCCUGAAACCAACCAAUUACAUUUGCCAAAUCUCAAUUCUCAAGUGGAUUCUCCAGGCAGUGAAAAGUCCCCUGUAACUACACCUUUUAAGUUCUGGGCAUGGGACCCAGAAGAGGAGCGCAGGCGACAGGAAAAAUGGCAACAGGAGCAGGAACGUUUGCUCCAGGAGAGAUACCAGAAGGAGCAGGACAAGCUGAAAGAAGAAUGGGAAAAGGCCCAAAAGGAGGUGGAAGAGGAAGAACGCAGAUACUAUGAGGAGGAGCGCAAGAUAAUUGAAGACACUGUGGUUCCAUUUACUAUUUCUUCAAAUUCUGCAGACCAGUUGUCUACAUCCUCCUCCAUGACUGAAGCCAGUGGGACAGUGAAUAAGAUGGACUUGGAAAACUGUCGAGAGGAAGAAGAGACAAGACAGAAGAAACCAUUCCAGGAGGACAACAAUGAUUUAUUGCUUAAGACUAGAGAAGGUGAUCCAGUGGAGGAAAAGGGCAGCCUAACUCAAGGGGCCUUGACUCAUUCUGAGAACCCCGGAUCAAAAGGAAUCCAUCAGGGUGAUCAGUGGGAUGCAGAAGCUGGGUCCCCACCCUGUGGGGUGAACCCACAGCUAGCUCAGGAUCCAUCCCAGAAUCAGCCGGUAUCAAACCCACCGAUGCACAUUCUAGAAGAUGUGAAGCCAAAAACUCUCCCAUUGGAUAAAAGCAUUAACCAUCAGAUUGAGUCUCCAAGUGAAAGGCGGAAGAAAAGCCCUCGAGAGAACUUCCAGGCGGGCCACUUGUCCCCCUGUUCUCACACCCCUCCUGGCCAGUCACCAACCAGGUCUAUAAGUGGGAAGAAACUGUGCUCUUCCUGUGGGCUUCCUUUGGGGAAAGGAGCUGCAAUGAUCAUCGAGACCCUCAAUCUCUAUUUUCACAUCCAGUGCUUUAGGUGUGGAAUUUGUAAAGGACAGCUUGGAGAUGCAGUCAGUGGGACGGACGUUAGGAUUCGAAAUGGUCUUCUAAACUGUAAUGAUUGCUACAUGCGAUCCAGAAGUGCUGGCCAACCCACAACGUUGUGACUUGGUUUUCAAGCUUCCAGAUCACUCACCAUUUCUUUAUUGAGAGUGUCCUCUGGCAAUCGUUUAACAAAAUCCCAACUUCAGGGACUUCUCAUUAUUCAUCAUCUAAUUUCUGAAAGGCUAUUCUAAAAGAUGGUAUCUGUUCUUUUGUAGCACAGUGUUUGUUUUGUUUUUCCUGGUUUUUUUUUUUUUUUUUUGCAUUUGCACAGUAUAUACAAAAGAAUAUUGAAUUGUAAUGGUCCUGAAUAGUUCAAAAAAAGGUCUUAGCAUGGUCAAACAGGCUUACGGUUUAAAAAGUGUUAUUCUCUUCUUUGGGGAUUAAUGAGAUAAAUGAUGCAAUGAAUCUGUUUUGUUUUAGUAUUUCUAGGAAUUAAACACUUUAUGUUUACAGAAUCGAGCCGCAGAAAGUGCAAGACAUGCCAAUUUGAGACGUGGUCUUCUAAGACAGGAGCAUACAAUUAAUGCAUUUCAGAAACUAAAAAUCACACCAUAUAGCACUGAGCUAUAACUUGUUUUUAAUGCAAAGAUGCUAGUCUGAUAAUAUAUACUGUAAUCCUGAAACAUUUGUGUUACUUACCUUUUGAAGUAGAAAUCAUACCAAUAAAUUAUUGCACCGUUA
Messenger RNA from Equus quagga, 5907 nucleotides. RefSeq names its product LIM and calponin homology domains-containing protein 1-like. The record is from RefSeq and is a predicted model, not a curated record. Gene Ontology annotation, biological process: actomyosin structure organization; positive regulation of stress fiber assembly; regulation of focal adhesion assembly. Lineage: Eukaryota; Metazoa; Chordata; Mammalia; Perissodactyla; Equidae. The transcript has 35 exons. The coding region runs from base 303 to 5288 and encodes 1661 amino acids. Gene Ontology annotation, molecular function: myosin II head/neck binding; actin binding. Gene Ontology annotation, cellular component: stress fiber.